Messenger RNA from Emericellopsis atlantica, 1514 nucleotides. Its product is annotated as chaperonin 10-like protein. NCBI's taxonomy places the organism in Eukaryota, Fungi, Ascomycota, Sordariomycetes, Hypocreales, Bionectriaceae. Bases 123 to 1217 code for a protein of 364 amino acids. Gene Ontology annotation, molecular function: zinc ion binding; L-iditol 2-dehydrogenase (NAD+) activity. The record is from RefSeq and is a predicted model, not a curated record. The transcript has 2 exons. Gene Ontology annotation, biological process: D-sorbitol catabolic process.
GAGAAUCAUUGUCUCCCCGCGCGGGGUUAUUAAGCUAUGGAAAGAAUCAUUUGAUUAUCAGACACAGACAAGUCGACUGCUGGCUUCAUCAUUCUCAUCCUCUCACCACAUCAUCCGCCACCAUGAGCGAGAAUAACCGCGCCUUUGUCCUCCACGCCGUCAAGAACGUGUCUCUCGAGGACCGCCCCGUCCCCGCGCUCCGCGACGAGCACGACGUCCGCGUCCACAUUGAGCAGACGGGCAUCUGCGGCAGCGACGUCCACUACUGGCAGCGCGGCCGCAUCGGCGACUUUGUCCUCGAGAGCCCCAUUGUCCUCGGCCACGAGAGCGCCGGCACCGUCACCGAGGUCGGCCGCCAGGUGCGCAACGUCCAGGUCGGCGACCGCGUCGCCAUCGAGCCCGGCGUCCCCUGCCGUCGCUGCGACCACUGCCGCGCCGGCGCCUACAACUUGUGCGCCGACACCGUCUUCGCCGCUACGCCCCCCCACGACGGGACCCUGCAAAAGUACUACGUCGUCGCCUCGGACUACGUCUACCCUCUCCCCGCGCACAUGUCCGCCGAGGACGGCGCCCUGGUCGAGCCCGUCGCCGUCGCCGUCCAGAUCGCAAAGGUCGCGGACCUCAGGGCUGGCCAGACCGUCCUCGUCUUCGGUUGCGGACCCAUUGGCGUCCUGUGCCAGGCCGUCGCCAAGGCAGCGGGGGCGGCACAGGUCAUUGGCGUCGACAUAUCCGAGUCGCGCGCCCAGUUUGCGCGUGACUUUGCGGCCGACCACGUCUUUGUCAACAAGACCCGCACCCCCAAGGGUACCGACCCCGUCGACGCGGCGCGGGCGGUGGGCGAGGCGAUUGUGGCCCAGUACGGCCUUGGUGAGGGUGCCGACGUCGUGCUAGAGUGCACGGGCGCCGAGCCGUGCAUCCAGGCUGGCAUCUUCGCCGCGAGGAAGGGCGGCAUGUACGUCCAGGCGGGCAUGGGGCGCGAGAACGUCGUGUUCCCCAUUACCACGGCGUGUAUCCGCGCGCUCACCGUCAAGGGCUCGAUUCGGUACACGACGGGCUGUUACCCGCAGGCCGUUCAGCUGGUCGCGAGAGGAAAGGUCCAGCCCAGCAAGCUCAUCACCCAUCGGUUCAAGUUUGAGCAGGCGGAGGAGGCGUUUGAGCUGGUCAAGCAGGCGGGGGAGAACACUCUCAAGGUUGUGAUUGAGGGUGUUCAGGGGUAGGGGCUGAAUUAUAAUGGGAGGUAUUAUCAAGCAUACUAUAUCUGUUAUUGAGCAUACCCGGUGGAGUCAAGUAUAGUAAACAUAUAGCGUAGAGGUUCCUUACCCCGUAGCUCAAUUUAAUAUAAUCUAGUAUUCAUAAGCUGCGAUUAUUUAUAGUCUCUUUAUAACUACUUACCCCCGCUAGGUAUGCUCAAUAAUAGAUGCGGUAUGCUUGACAAUAUCUCCCAUUAUAAUAGAAAGAUAUUGCUUUACAUGUCCCAGUUGCCAGUCUACGUGAGUGACACCAUGUCGUAUAUG